This is a messenger RNA of Salvia splendens (bonfire salvia), 5065 nucleotides long. Its product is annotated as dicer-like protein 4. Gene Ontology annotation, molecular function: ATP binding; protein binding; RNA binding. The record is from RefSeq and is a predicted model, not a curated record. The transcript is spliced from 25 exons. Bases 157 to 4932 code for a protein of 1591 amino acids. Gene Ontology annotation, biological process: siRNA processing. NCBI's taxonomy places the organism in Eukaryota, Viridiplantae, Streptophyta, Magnoliopsida, Lamiales, Lamiaceae. Gene Ontology annotation, cellular component: nucleus; cytoplasm.
ACUUCAUUUAAAAUUUAAAAUAAAUCAAUUCGAGCUAUUUUUGUUAUAUUAUUGUUUACAAUAUCUGAAUGAUAGCAUUCGAACUUUAAAUGUACAGAUUCACUGAUUCAUUUCUCCAACCCGAGAAAAAGAAAAGGAAAAGCUUUCCGUCGAAGCAUGGAGAUCCACCACCGUGCCAUCACUGAGGAUAAAAUUGAUCACGAGAAGAUGAAUCUCCGGCAGCCCGAGAAGGACCCGAGGAGAAUUGCUAGAGGGUACCAAACUGAGCUAUGUAAGAAAGCGUUAGAGGAGAACAUCAUCGUGUGUUUGGAAACAGGUGCCGGAAAAACUCAUAUAGCUGUUCUAGUUAUGUAUGAGAUGAGACACCUUUUCAACAAGCCCCAAGACAGUGUGUGCAUUUUUCUUGCACCCACAACUGCUUUGGUUCAACAGCAAGCCAAGGUCAUAGAAGAAUCAAUUGAUGUCAAUGUCAGGAUCCAUGGUAGGGGCACGACUCAUGCACGAAGAAGCCAUGGAGACUGGGAAAAAGAAAUUAAGGAAUAUGAGGUGCUUGUUAUGACGCCUGAGCUGAUGUUGCACUAUCUAGCUCACUGCUUCAUCAAGAUGGAACAGAUUGCUCUCCUCAUUUUUGAUGAAUGCCAUCAUGCUCAAGUAGAUUCCAAUCAUCCGUAUGCUCAAAUCAUGAAGAUCUUCUAUCAAGUGGAACUCGUGAAAUGCCCUCGCAUUUUUGGCAUGACAGCAUCACCGAAGUUGGGGAAAGGAUGUUCAGUUGAUGGUCUUGAGGCAAUAAUGCACUCAAAGGUGUGUACUAUCGAAAAUAAGGAUGAUGUGGAACAAUUUGCUACAUCUGCUAAAUCAAUUGUGUACGAGUACGGUUCUACUGAGAAGAGCUUCUUGUGCCCUUACAUGGUUUACAGUAAAAAACUUGAGGAGAUAAGAGACAAGUGUAUGUUGACACUUGGGGAUACCGAGGUUGAUCAGAAUACCGGGAAGUUUCUCCAAAAGCUGCAUUCUGAUGUAAUAUAUUUUCUGAAAAAUCUUGGAAUUCGAGGAGCAUUGCAGGCUACAUACAUUUCCCUAGCUGGUGGCAAUAAUGAGACUGCUGAACUGGUGGAUGCGCAAAACAACUGCAGUGAUUGUGACUUACGGAAAAAUUAUUUGCAUGAAGUUUCCUCUAUCCUUGCAUCUGAUUGCACUAGAGGUGGCUUGGAAGCUGAUAUUACUUGUACUGAGGUUUUACAGGAGCCGUUUGUCUCAGAAAAGAUAUUACGGCUUAUUGAAAUACUCUCCAGAUUUAGGUUACAGCCAAAUAUGAACUGCAUAAUAUUUGUCAAUAGAAUUGUCACUGCAAGAUCCCUCUCUGCGAUCCUUCAAAAUCUAAAGAUUUUAUCUUCUUGGAAGUGUGAUUUCCUCGUAGGAGUUCGCUCAGGACACAUGUCACAAAAGCAUAUGGAUAUCAUUCUUGAGAAGUUCCGUUCUGGUCAGCUAAACCUAUUGGUUGCUACCAAAGUGGGUGAAGAGGGACUUGAUAUUCACAUAUGUUCUCUUGUAAUACGGUUUGAUCUUCCAGAGACACUUGCUAGUUUUAUACAAUCAAGAGGCCGUGCCCGCAUGCCCCAGUCUGAAUAUGCAUUUUUAGUGAACAGGAGCAACCUUAAGGAAGUCAAAUUGAUUCAGCAGUUUGUGAAAGAGGAAGCACUGAUGAACUUAGAAAUUUCCGGCCGACAAUCUCGUGUGCAAGUAACCAAUUUCAGGGAGAGAACCUAUAAAGUGGAAGCUACUGGUGCAACUAUCAGUUCUGUAAUGAGUGUUUCCUUGCUGCAUCGCUAUUGCUCAUCGCUUCCGCAUGACGAGUAUUCCAAUCCAAAGCUACAGUUCUUCUACCAUGAUCAUCCAGAUGGCAAUAUUUGCACCUUAGUUCUCCCAGCCAAUGCUCCAUUUCACCAGAUUGGCAGCGCACCCCGACCUUCAAAGGAGGCAGCUAAGAGAGAUGCAUGCCUAAAAGCGUACCAAACAUUGCAUGAAGUUGGAUCACUGACUGAUUAUCUAUUGCCAGAGCAAGAUGUUAAUAAUGAGGAUCUGGACUUAACUGAUUCCGACAAUGAGGAUUGUGUGGAAUCUCGGCUUGAACUCCAUCAGAUGCUUGUUCCUGCUGCCCUUAGAGUACCAUGGAGAGAAGUGGACAAUUUCUGUACUUUUAGUUGUUAUUACGUAAAGUUCAAUCCUAUUCCGGCAGAUAGGACAUACAGAAAGUUUGGUCUUUUUGUGAAAGAGUCACUUCCAGAAGAGGCUGGUAAUUUGAGCUUUGAUCUUUGUCUGGAUAAGGGUAGAAUGGUGAAGACACAGCUUAUUCCUUCUGGAGGUUCUACAUUUGAUAAAGCUGAGAUUGCAUUAGCAGAGACAUUCCAGAAGCUAUUUCUCAAGGUUCUUGUUGACCGGCACGAAUUUAAAGAAAAAUAUGUGUCUCUAGAAGAUAAUAAUGCCCCCGAGUCUGACUUGACAACCUUCUACCUAUUGCUUCCUGUUGUGGAGCACGAGCAUGACAGAUUUUCUGUAGACUGGACACUGAUAAAUAGAUGUUUGUCUUCAAUGAUUUUCAAACACAUGGGAAGUGAUGUGAAAGAUAAUGUCUGUGAAGUUUCAGGUUACUUGCAUCUUGCCAGUGGCUCCACAAGCUUCAAUGCUACUUUGAGUAGUUUGGUGUAUCUGCCAUGCAAAGAUACAUUUUUCUUUGUUUCAGAUAUCUUGACAGAGAGAAAUGCGUAUGAUUCAUAUAGUGACUCAGAAAAUCAUGUGGAGCACUAUUCCGCGUUGUAUGAUAUUCAUCUAAAGUAUCCACAUCAACCUCUUUUAAAAGCAAAACCACUUUUUACCUUGAAGAAUUUGCUGAGGAAGAAAAAUCUAUCAGGAGAAUGGCGAGAAAAAGAGGAAUACAUUGUCCACUUGCCUCCUGAACUUUGUGAGUUGAAAAUUGUUGGUUUUUCUAAAGAUAUCGGAAGCUCAUUGUCCCUAUUACCAUCAAUCAUGCACCGACUUGAAAGCUUUCUCGUGGCCAUUGAACUGAAGGACAAGUUAAGUGCUUCAUUCCCUGAGGGGGCAGAAGUAACUACGGGUAAAAUUCUUGAAGCUAUCACGAGUGAAGGAUGUAAUGAGAACUUUUCUCUCGAAAGGCUUGAAAUUCUUGGUGAUGCAUUUCUCAAGUUUGCAGUUGGUAGAUAUCUUUUUCUUAAGCAUGACGCUCUAGAUGAGGGCCAGCUAACAAGAAAGCGGUCAAAACUAACAAACAAUCAUAAUUUAUUCAAGCUGGCAAAGCUGAAAAAUUUACAGGUAUAUAUACGUGAUCAAACACUUGAGCCUUGCAAUUUUUUUGCAUUUGGUCGUCCUUGCCCGCUAACUUGCAAUAAGAAGACUGAGGAAAGUAUACACCCUCAAUGUAGUGUCAAGAAAAAUGGGGCCAAAUUCAAAGUUAGGUGCAGCAAAUUUCAUCACUGGUUGCACAAGAAGACAAUUGCAGAUGUUGUUGAGUCACUCACUGGAGCCUUUAUCGUUGAUAGUGGCUUCAAGGCAGCAAUUGCAUUUCUUAAUUGGAUAGGAAUAAAAGUAGAUCUUUCACCUUCACAAGUGGAUGCAAUCUGCUCUAUGAGUAGGGCCUUUCUGCCUCUUGCGAAUUUGCUUGAUGUCGAUGUAAUAGAAAAAAUUUUGGGACAUGAGUUUACCCACAAAGGUCUGCUCAUUCAGGCCUUUGUACAUCCGUCUUUCAAUAAUUUUGGAGGUUGCUAUCAGAGACUUGAAUAUCUUGGCGAUGCCGUGUUGGAUUAUGUGGUCACAUCAUACCUGUAUACGACAUAUCCAGAAAUGAAACCAGGUCAGUUAACUGAUUUGAGAUCUAUGUCAGUGAGCAACCUUUCCUUCGCUGAUGUAGCGGGGCGCCUGUCUAUGCACAAAUUUGUUAUAUGCGACUCUAUUGCUCUCCGUGAAUCAAUGAGUAAAUUUGUCAAUGAAAUUGGAAAUUUCUCAUCUGAGGCAGAGGAUAUAGAAGAGAGAACUUACCCAAAGGUUCUUGGCGACUUGGUGGAGUCCUGUGUGGGUGCAAUAUUUCUUGACACGGGGUUUGAUUUGAACUCUUUGUGGAAGAUUGUGUUGUCUCUCCUUGAUCCUGUUGUUAACACUUCCAGGAUGCAGUUCAAUCCCCUUAGGGAACUUAUAGAGCUUUGUCAAUUAUAUAACUGGGAUUUACAUUUUUCUAAAGAGAAGAAAAAUGGUGAAUUUGUGGUCGAUGCUAAAGUUGACAAUGCUGAAGUUUCUGAAACUGCUUGUGCAUCUAAUGUAAGUGGGAGAACAGCAAAGAAAAUUGCAGCAAGACAAAUAAUAAGACGUUUGAAGGCACUUGGUUACAGCUCGAAGUCAAAAUCUCUAAAAGAUGUGGUUAGAGAUAGUAGGAGGCUGGAAGCCAAGUUGAUUGGAUACGAUGAAGUUCCUUCAAUACCUAAACUGGUGGAAGUUCCUUCAAUACCUAAACCGGUGGAAGUUCCGUCAAUGCCUCAACAGGUGGAAGUGCCUUCAACGCCUCAACAGGUGGAAGUGCCUCUUGCACUGGAGCUUCAUCCCCAACACAAAGGAUGCGGCAGUGAUUCUCCAGCUAUCCCUGUAUAUAAUGGCUCAGGUAGCGCUACUUCAUCUGUAAACGCUAGGUCUUGUCUCAACAACAUAUGUGCCGCUAAGCACUGGAGGACCCCUGUUUUUGAUUGCAUCAAAGAAACAGGACUGCACCAUUCAAAACAGUUUGUGUACAAGGUCCAGCUGCAAAUUGCGGGAAAGCUGAACGAAGAGGUUGAGUGCAUAGGAGAACCGCGGUUAAAAAAGAAAGAUGCUGCUGAGAGCGCAGCAGAAGGGGCCCUGUGGCAUCUUAAAAACGAAGGGCAUAUACUAUAGCUGUAGAUCAUUAAAUGUGUAUACAUUAGCACAGCCCAUUCCUUUGACGUAUAAUUUUUGUUUAGAAAAAUUCGAUUAUGUAAUUAUUAUCCUCAUUUAUAGUUGCAAGAAAAGUGUGCAAUGUUUGUGCAAA